AUGAACAACCUCAACUUUCGGUUUCACGCUGAUCGACGCCAACUUGGUGGCAUGUUGAUGGUCACAGGUUUCUGUGCUGUCAUCCAUCCCAUUGCCAACAUAGUCAAUGCCUUCAAUGCUGACGGAGCCCUCAACACAGAUCCCAGUACCAUUCCAUUCUGGGGAAUGGUAGGAGCUUUCUCCUUGUUCCUGAAUGGGGUAGCCUCAGUCAUUGUGGGAUUUGCUGCUUGUACCAUGGACUCAAGUCACAUUAUAGUCACAACAGUUUUGACUGCCAUCAAUCAGCUUUGUUGGAUUCCCUACAUCACCGACAUGACCAAUGUGGGAAAAAUGGCUAGCAGUGAUCCGGCCAAGCAAGGUUUGGUUCCAGCUGGGCAUAAUCCAACUGAGACUGAUGUCAAGUUUGUUGCCUCCAUUGGCGUGAUUGCCAUUGCUUGCUACGGUUUUGCCUAUGUUGGAUCCCUAUCCUUCAUGGCAUUUGGUCUUCACUCAAUGAACACCGGAAAAUAUGAUCAGCGCCCAUCUGGAUACUACAAGGGACGUUUGACCUUUUAUUCGCUUGUGCUCACCAUUGGAGGAGGAGCGCAGCUGGCACUUGGUGCCUACUCAGCAGCUGAAUUUGGAACAGGAGCCUUGGAAGAGGGAAGAAUCCGAGCUGCCAUGCUCAUAGUCAACUAUCCCGUUGUGUCCAUCUUGGUCGGGAGUAUUCAGGUACUUCAUGGCCUUUGGGGAAUUGCUCGCAGUUUUGGAGUUCACUCUGGUCCUCGUGACAAUAUCUAUCAGUUGUCUCUGGCAGGACAGUGGCUCAUUGUCCUUUGCUUCCAAGACAUCAUGCAACUUGCUUACUUUCCCUUGAAUGUGAUGACUCCCAUGGCAGCUGGAAUUGCUGCUAUUUCCUUUGGAAUCAACAUGAUGCCGGCAUAUUUGGAUGCCAAAAUGAGGAACACACCAGAGGAAAUCCCUGAAGGAUACUACAUUGAAGUUCCACAAAAGGACGUUCCUUCUAUCUCGUUUCCCCUGCAAGAGCAACCUAUCCAAGUCUCAACCCAUGACAUCGACAGCGUAACAAAGGUCAAGGAAGAACAUUGGACCUAA
Messenger RNA from Seminavis robusta, 1095 nucleotides. NCBI's taxonomy places the organism in Eukaryota, Bacillariophyta, Bacillariophyceae, Naviculales, Naviculaceae. The record is from the annotation of a GenBank genome assembly.